Molecule: messenger RNA, 859 nt
Organism: Trematomus bernacchii (emerald rockcod)
Lineage: Eukaryota; Metazoa; Chordata; Actinopteri; Perciformes; Nototheniidae
Exons: 4
Coding region: 1-681 (226 amino acids)
Source: RefSeq, a predicted model, not a curated record
AUGGGAUCCAGGGAACAAGUGGAUGCUCCGAGGAUUCCUUCCUUGUCAACACUCUCUGCUGAGAUAGAGGAGGGCAGUUCAGUUACUCUGACCUGUAGCAGUGAUGCUAACCCAGCAGCUAACUACAUCUGGUACAAGGAGGAUGAAGACUCUCCAAAAGCUUCAGGACAGAUCUUCACCAUCACUGACUUCAGAGCUGAACACAGUGGGAGUUAUUCCUGUGGAGCCCAGAACAAGUUAGGACGUAGCAACUCCACUUUACAUCUGAGUGUUGGAACAGGUAAGUUCUCCACAUUCACCAGACCUGAUUCACUUUGUAAUAUGAAACAACCCAAGCAUAUUCAAAAUGUCAGUGUUCAGGGAGGAACCUCCAUGGUGUCAGAGGUGGAUCACACUGACAAUGUGAUUUAUCAAUCUGUAGUUAGAAGUAUCACAUUUGUAUUUAUGUUUCUAGGGAGUUCAACAAUGAUAGUGAAUAUCAUCAGGACGACUCUGGGGGUCUUGAUACUGAUUCCUGUGUUUCUCCUGAGUCUGUGGAUGAGGAAGAAGAAAGCUCUGCGCUCCACCACUGAAGCACCUGAACCUGAAGAGAUAGAGUUGGACUCUGUUCCUGAGUAUGAGAACGACUCAGACACUGCAGUACAGACAGAAGACACAGAGGAGCAGGAAGACCUGGUGUGAAGUCCAGUCAGGUUAGAGCCUCCUGCAUCAGAUCAAACAGGCCCACUCCACAUUUAGAGUCACAGUUCCAGCUGUAACUUUACACAAAGUUUCUGUGAUUUUCUUCAGACGCUCACCUGAUGGAAACAAAGAAGAAGGACGUUGAAAUGUCCCUGUGGAGAGCGAGGCUGUGCAGGAU